GUAGUGAGAACACGUCAAAGUAAGGGUGGGGUCAUCUAAGAUAGGACAAGGGUUAAAGCACCCUCUGACGGGUUCUACAGGUUUUAAGGAAUGAAACAUAGGUUGAACACCUGCAGAGUGGUGAUUGUUGGGGCAUUAGAAGUACAGAUUCAUCCUCUUGGUUUUGAACAGCCUGUUAAAAACUACACAUGUCCUGUUUUUUGUGUUUCCACAGGUGAGAAGUAUUGCUGCUACAAAAUGAGUCGACUCUGAUCCAACAAGGUGUCCUCUUCUGUUAUUGGGCUGUCAGAUCGCAUGAUGAGCUCCACGUUCUCUCAUUCGCUCCUCAAUCGCUUUGGUGUGCCUUCCUCUGCGGGAUUCUGUGAGGACCCCAGCAUCUCCCAGAACUCAGACUCUCUGUCCAGCUCCGUCCCCUUUCUUUUUUACCCUCCUGCCAUGGACGCCGCUAGCCUGAGCCUCUACAAAGCCCCUCUGAGGAAUUCAGGUGGCACCGGGCUCCUUCCAUACCUGAACCCGUUCCACCACCACGGACACUUUAGCGUCUAUGAGUGUCCCUUUGAACCCGCAUUCAUCCAGAAGAGGAACGAGCGUGAGCGUCAGAGGGUGAAGUGUGUGAACCAGGGUUACGCCAAGCUGCGAGACCACCUGCCGGGUCAGAGUGCCAACAAGCGACUCAGCAAGGUGGAGACGCUGCGGGCCGCCAUCAGGUACAUCAAAUACCUGCAAGGCCUGGUGGAGCUGGAGGACGGCAGGCAGAGUGGGACGGAGUCACCCCAAAGUUCCACACCCGGUCCAGACUGUGGUGCAGAAUCUGAGAUGUUCGAGCGACAAACCAGCAAUAAAGUUUAAACUCAAAUCAGAGCUCAAACAAACACUUACUGAUCAGGUGGUUGGGGCGGUGGGAGAAAGGUGAACUGGAUCCAUCCAAGACAAAAGGAUGUCUGUGUUGGACAGCUAGAUGUGGGAAUGUAGAGAGAUGCGCCAUGUGAGUCGGAUUGUCUACUGACAGUCGUCUGAUCUUUGGCCUUUGGGUCAAUUAUAAAUCCUCCCAAAGACUUUAGGGUCUUCCAGCUACUGUUGGUUCUCUGUCUGUCAAACGAUACAUUAGUAAUGUGUUGGAUAACAACACAAAGCCAUUUUUCACAUCAACAGAAUUAGCUGAUUUAUGUUCAUUGCGUAAGCACUUUCCUUCUGUAAAAGUUGCAUGUCAACACAAAGUUGCUUUUCUCUGUCAUUCAUCGGAAUCAUGUUAAUUGCCUAAACAACUGCUCCAGUGUAAAAAAAAGUUCAAGUGUUAAAGGGUUAAAUGAGUCAUAAGUACCUUUUUAAUUUGUGAUCAUUCAAAUUUUCAAUGAGCCUUAACAGAGAUGACCUCCUCCUGUGCUUAACCCUUGUGCUAUCUUAGAUGACCUCACCCUUGCAUUGACGUGUUAUUCCUAUCAUGACAAAGGUGGAUAAAGG
Oryzias latipes (Japanese medaka) is the source of this 1461-nucleotide messenger RNA. RefSeq names its product achaete-scute homolog 5-like. Lineage: Eukaryota; Metazoa; Chordata; Actinopteri; Beloniformes; Adrianichthyidae. The record is from RefSeq and is a predicted model, not a curated record. Gene Ontology annotation, biological process: positive regulation of transcription by RNA polymerase II. Gene Ontology annotation, molecular function: RNA polymerase II transcription regulatory region sequence-specific DNA binding; DNA-binding transcription factor activity, RNA polymerase II-specific; protein dimerization activity. Gene Ontology annotation, cellular component: RNA polymerase II transcription regulator complex.